AUGCGGUUCCUACCAACCAUUCUCAGCGCUGUGUCGCUCUUGAUUUCUGUCACCAAUGCCUCCCUCUCGACCGACAUCCUGUAUUGGCCCCUGGGAUCGUCACAGCCAUCCGUCCUCGCGCGCAUCUCCUACGACCCAAUCUUGAUGAAAUCGGAUGUGGUUUCAUAUCAACCCCCAAAGGAUGGUCAGAGCGAUAGUUUGGUGCGCGUUGGUCUCUAUACUUCCACAUCCACACACACAAAGCAAUGGGUGGGAAGUCUCGUGUCGUUGUCCUCCUUAGCCAGUGAACAACCCACAUUUCGCCUUCACCUCGGUCCAACCAACGAAGUCUACACUGUCUCCCUCUCUACAUCUAUCAGCCCCCAAGACUCAACAUCUGGUCCUCGAAUUGACCUCGUCUCGAACGAAUCCGGGACGCAGCCUCACCUGAACAGGCCAGUGGUUGUCGGGCCCGACGGGCAGAACCCAGAGCAACCCGAAGAAAAGUCUCUUUUCCAGAAGUACUGGUGGGUUCUUCUGAUCAUCACUUUCAUCAGCAUGUCCGGGGGCGGAGAAGGACAAUAG
Penicillium coprophilum is the source of this 564-nucleotide messenger RNA. RefSeq lists its product as uncharacterized. Bases 1 to 564 code for a protein of 187 amino acids. The transcript is spliced from 2 exons. The record is from RefSeq and is a predicted model, not a curated record. Lineage: Eukaryota; Fungi; Ascomycota; Eurotiomycetes; Eurotiales; Aspergillaceae.